AAUCACACCUUCAAAUACGUUCAUUCGAGCUUUUGCUCUGUUGAAUCAACGUAUUAACGAUCUGGGUUAUCCUUCUCGAUUUAAAAGGUUGAAAUAAUGAAGCUUGACUUUGGUGGACUAGAAUCGAGUGCACCACUCUAUGGGGGAAGUGAUGAUGUUCUUUCUGAUGGGUUCUCAGCUGCCCCUUCAUUUGACCUUCCGGUUACAUCAGAUUUUGAUGGAUUCCAGAAGAAUUCUAUCCAAAUGGUAAAGCCAGCAAAGGGAACUACAACUUUGGCUUUUAUCUUUAAGGAGGGUGUGAUGGUUGCCGCAGAUUCCCGAGCUAGCAUGGGAGGCUAUAUCUCAUCUCAAUCUGUGAAGAAGAUCAUUGAAAUUAAUCCUUACAUGUUGGGUACAAUGGCUGGAGGAGCUGCCGACUGCCAGUUCUGGCACAGAAAUCUAGGCAUUAAGUGCCGUUUGCAUGAAUUGGCUAACAAGAGAAGGAUUUCGGUGACGGGCGCUUCAAAGUUGCUGGCAAACAUUCUUUACUCUUAUCGUGGAAUGGGUUUGUCUGUUGGGACAAUGAUUGCAGGAUGGGACGAGAAGGGCCCCGGUCUGUAUUAUGUCGACAGCGAAGGAGGACGCCUGAAGGGUACAAAAUUCUCCGUUGGGUCUGGUUCACCAUAUGCUUAUGGUGUAUUGGAUAGCGGGUACCACUAUGAUAUGACGAUCGAUGAAGCUGCUGAAUUGGCUAGAAGAUCCAUCUAUCAUGCGACAUUCCGUGAUGGAGCUAGUGGCGGUGUUGCUAGCGUUUAUCACGUGGGACCGACUGGAUGGACGAAGCUAUCGGGUGAUGAUGUUGGGGAACUUCACUACUCAUACUAUCCUGUUGAACCAGCCAUUGUUGAACAAGAAAUGACUGAAGCUGUAGUUGCUUGAGUGCUGGUAAUUUGUUAAAAAGAUGUAUUUUGUUAUGAUUUUAUGAGUUCAUAUUGACAUUUUUAAGUGGCCUUUUUUUGUUUACUAGAUUUGACUUUCUUAUUGUUCCCAAAUAUUAUGCACUUAUUUGUACUUUGAAUUUGCUGAUUGUAAUUGUUAUGUCGAUCCGCGGAAGAAA
Messenger RNA from Cynara cardunculus var. scolymus (artichoke), 1096 nucleotides. Its product is annotated as proteasome subunit beta type-5-B-like. The record is from RefSeq and is a predicted model, not a curated record. Gene Ontology annotation, molecular function: threonine-type endopeptidase activity. Bases 97 to 918 code for a protein of 273 amino acids. Gene Ontology annotation, cellular component: proteasome core complex. NCBI's taxonomy places the organism in Eukaryota, Viridiplantae, Streptophyta, Magnoliopsida, Asterales, Asteraceae. The transcript has 8 exons.